Messenger RNA from Iphiclides podalirius (scarce swallowtail), 1521 nucleotides. NCBI's taxonomy places the organism in Eukaryota, Metazoa, Arthropoda, Insecta, Lepidoptera, Papilionidae. The record is from the annotation of a GenBank genome assembly.
AUGUUAUUGUAUUGUUACAGUGUCGAUCCUGGAGAGGUCACAUUUAAGGUGGAGAAGAACAGUAAGGGAUAUGAAGCAGAAGACGUCGCAAGAAGAGUUGUUGAUAUCAAAGAUGAAUUACGCCGCGAAACCGGUGCACAGAUUUUGUCCACCGGCAUUGGAGAUCGGAGUAAGAGACCGGUUAGCAGCCAGACUGAAGACUCGCAGUCCGCAUAUUUCGAUUACGAUCUGCCAAUCCUGCUUACCAUAAUCGGAAGUUUCACCGUCGUGGUCGUGGGGGCCGUGAUCUUCGCGGUUAUGCUGAAGAGGGACAUGGACGCAAAGCGAAAAAUCGGUGGGCUCGCGUCCGCCGCCGACAUUGACGCCGAGGCCACGAGAGAUUACCAGGAGCUUUGUCGUGCGAGGAUGUCUGGCAAGUGGACGGGUCAGCCGGCGGCGCCCCCGCACCAGACGGACCAACCACAGCGCAUCACGUCCCUCUCCAAAGACCCCGAGGGAAAUUCACCGUCUACACGCUCUAGCACCUCGUCCUGGAGCGAGGAACCAGCUCUGACUAACAUGGACAUAUCUACCGGACACAUGGUUUUGGCCUACAUGGAGGACCACCUACGCAACAAGGACCGUUUGGAGCAAGAGUGGCGCGCCCUCUGCGCAUACGAAGCGGAGCCUUGCGCCACCGCGGCCGCUCUUAAGCCGGAGAACACGGGCAAGAACCGAUACGCGGACGUCCUGCCGUACGACCACUCCAGGGUCACCCUGAACACGCUCUCCAACCACCUCGGAUCUGACUACAUCAAUGCUUCCACAAUCACGGACCACGACCCGCGUAACCCCGCGUAUAUAGCGGCCGCCGGGCCCCUCGCGCACACGGCCCCCGACUUCUGGCAGAUGGUGUGGGAGCAGGGCAGCGUGGUCAUGGUAAUGCUCACCCGUCUCACCGAGAACGGACAGCAGCUCUGCCACCGCUACUGGCCCGAAGAGGGCUCCGAAGUCUACCACAUCUACGAGGUGCACUUGGUGAGCGAGCAUAUCUGGUGUGAUGACUACCUGGUCCGCAGCUUCUACCUGAAGAACCAACGCACCGGCGAAACUCGAACCGUCACCCAAUUUCACUUCUUGUCCUGGCCCGAGAACGGAGUUCCGUCCUCCACAAAGGCUCUGCUGGAGUUUAGGAGGAAGGUUAACAAGUCGUACAGAGGAAGAUCUUGCCCUAUCGUGGUACAUUGCAGCGAUGGCGCCGGCCGCACGGGUACAUACUGCUUAAUCGACAUGGUACUUAACCGCAUGGCAAAGGGCGCCAAGGAGAUCGAUAUUGCGGCAACGCUCGAGCACAUCCGAGACCAGCGACCGCGCACUGUUGCCACCAAACAACAAUUCGAAUUCGUUCUUAUGGCCGUCGCUGAAGAGGUACACGCGAUACUAAAGGCCCUACCGGCUCAUUUGCAACAACUUCAGGAGAAGAAAGAUAAGGAAAAGGAAAAAGAAAAAGAAAAGGAAAAGGACAAAGAGGACAAACCAAAC